Molecule: messenger RNA, 1627 nt
Organism: Anthonomus grandis grandis
Lineage: Eukaryota; Metazoa; Arthropoda; Insecta; Coleoptera; Curculionidae
Product: centrosomal protein 43-like
Exons: 3
Coding region: 378-1277 (299 amino acids)
Biological process (GO): microtubule anchoring
Cellular component (GO): centrosome
Source: RefSeq, a predicted model, not a curated record
CGCAAUUAUAGUACCAAGGUACAACAAAUAUUUGUUCGUAAGAAUAAAGCUUAUUUUCAUUUGAUUUAUAUAUAAGAAAAAUCAAUAAUUGUUAAAUAAGGGUUAGAAGUCGCCAGCUCACAAACAACUAUAAUAUUGUAUUGAGUUUGUUUAAGAGCCACUGUUUUGACAGGUAAAAGAAACGUCAAAACAACCUGGAAUUCCUGUAAUAAAUAUAAACGAACUUCCGAGCAAAAAACCUUCAUAAUAUGAGACGUAUCUUACGUAGUUUUUUAAAUACGAAAUUUCUUGUAUAAAUCCGUCCAAAUCUAUACUAUGGUGAGCAUACCUAUUUCCGCCUGAAAUCUCAACCUAAAUAGUUAAAAAUAACAAUUAAAAUGUCCAAGGUGGAGGAGGACGUGGAGCUGGUGGACCUGCUGGCUCAAACUUUAGAAAAAAGUGGGUGCCUUGCAAAAAUUAAGGCUGAACUAAGAGCCAGCACAUUUCUUGCCUUAGAAGAAGAUCUACAGCUAAGCCAGAAACAGCCUUUGAAGAACCUACAAGUGAAAUCUUACCUGGAGACACCAGAGGGUCAAAUCAUGUUCUCCCUGGUCCAAGAAUUUUUGGAAUUCUUCAAUUUACAGUUCACCUUGGCGGUAUACGAACCGGAGAGUUACCGCGGGACUUACAAGAGUCCCAGCCGUCAAGAGCUUAUAAAAGAUUUGGGAUUAAGCAACGAGCCGACGGUGCCUUUGUUGCAACAACUAUUAAAAAUUGCUCAAACCAAAAACAACCGAGUUUUAGAUAUUAAUUUGAAUUUAAACGGUAGCGAGAGCAGCAUAAAAAGGGAUAGUGGAGGGCCGUUUAAUAAAACUUACGAGGUCAACAGUCCCGUUGCCCUUAAUAAUAAUAAAAAUAGUUUGCAAGGAAUUAUAGAGGAGCCCCCUUCGAUUAGUGAUUUGAAUGAUAAAUGUGUUUUGAAUAAACAGGAUACAUAUGAGGAUACCAGUUCUAUAGCAGAAGACUGUGAAUCCCUGAAGUCUGAUGUGCCUAUAUUAUAUAAAAGUGCCUCGUCCAGUUUGAAGUCUGAUACUAAACACUCAACUAAUGAUAUUUUGCCUCCCCUUUAUGCAGAUUUUAAAAGUAAAACAAGCAAUUUGAAGGAUUUGGGGACAAUGUUCGACAAUGAGGUUAAUUACGAGGAUGAUUUCAAUGAGUCUGAGAGUGUUAAUGAGCAAGACAGUAGUGCUAAAGUAGAUUUGCUCAAUAUGGUUAAUAAGAAGAAAGAUGGUUUUUAGGUUAUUGUAUUGUUUUUAAUUAGCAGUUGCUCUCUAGAGGGCAGCACGGUGACUGAUCAAACAUUUAUUUCUUAAGUAAAAGUGCCUUUAAAGUUAAUAAAAGUGCUCAAGCUCACUGGUAUAAGGUAGUGUCAUAAUCGUUUUAGCACAGUACAAAGGUGCUUUAAUUUAGGUGUAUGUGCUUAUUGGUAUCGAUCAUUGUCAAACAGGCAGAACUGAUGAAAAACUUUGUUUACAUAAAUUAACAUUCCUAUAGGUAGGUACUUAAGUGAACAAUGUGUGCCUUAUUUAGUGCUCCUUUUUGGCGAUUAACCCAUAACUUACUUGUAAUAAAAUUUUUAUCUUAAAAA